This is a messenger RNA of Adineta steineri, 390 nucleotides long. The record is from the annotation of a GenBank genome assembly. NCBI's taxonomy places the organism in Eukaryota, Metazoa, Rotifera, Eurotatoria, Adinetida, Adinetidae.
AUGGUAACAUUCUGUUUUGGUGGUUCACCAGAUCCUUCACCAGAUCCAUCACCAGAUCCUUCACCUGAUCCGUCACCUGAUCCUUCACCGGAACCUUCACCUGAUCCGUCACCUGAUCCUUCACCAGAUCCUUCACCUGAUCCUUCACCGGAUCCGUCACCAGAUCCAUCAUCUAAUCCUUUGCCUGAUCCUUCACCGGAACCUUCACCAGAUCCUUCACCUGAUCCGUCACCAGAACCUUCACCAGAUCCAUCACCAGAUCCUUCACCUGAUCCAUCACCGGAUCCUUCAACAGCAAGCGCUGGUAUUUUUGAUGUAUCACUAUCUUGUCGGGAUUCAAUUGGCUUUGUUGCUGCAAAAUUAAUACAUAUAAUAACUAUGCUGAUGUAA